Trichosporon asahii var. asahii CBS 2479 is the source of this 909-nucleotide messenger RNA. RefSeq lists its product as uncharacterized. Bases 1 to 909 code for a protein of 302 amino acids. Gene Ontology annotation, cellular component: membrane. Lineage: Eukaryota; Fungi; Basidiomycota; Tremellomycetes; Trichosporonales; Trichosporonaceae. The transcript has 5 exons. The record is from RefSeq and is a predicted model, not a curated record.
AUGUCGUACAACCACUACCUUCCGCAGAAGGUCGAUCUCACCCCCAAGCGCCAUCAUGGUUUCCAGGUCGUCCUUUUCUUCCUAGGAUGGCUCCUGCCGCCUCUUGUUGCGGCACAGCUUGCCGGAGCGUUCGACCACGCCGGCUCUUGCCGCGCCACCCUGUGCGGCAGCCCUCUCAUACCGACAAGGCUCAGCGGGGCACUUUUCCGAUCACACAGAGCUUCAAUACUGACAGCGCCAGCCGUCGCCGUGCGUUUCGGAAUCGGGAGGGACUUCUUCAUCAACAUCAUCUUGACGCUGUGUGGCUACAUCCCCGGACACGGUCACAACUUCUACAUCCAGAACAUCCGUAACAACUCGAACAAGGCGCGCACGCCCAAGUGGGCUAUCCGUUACGGCCUUGUGAACAACGCCGAGCGGGAGCGCAAGGCGCGCAAGAGCCAGUGGGCGAAGCGCUACGACGAGCGGCUCCCGGAGUCUACGUUCGUCGGGCAGGAGCUCGCCGAGGGCGAGGAGGGCCCGAACUAUGUCCCGACUGUUCCUGGCCAGCAGAAGCGCCGUCCUUCUGAGGGUCUCUGGGACCGCGAGGACGAGAUCUACUACAACGAGGGCGCCGAACCAGAGCAACUGGCACUACCCCAUGAACUUCGAGGGCACCGUUGGCGACGGCCGCAGCCGCCGCAACCGCCUGAACCGGACUGCCUCUCGCGGCAGCGACCGCUGGGAGCGCACGCGGACCGCGCGUGCAGACACCGCCUCGUCCCUCCCAAGGCUGCCACGGACGAUGAUGUGCCCGUCUGGGGCAAGGACUAUGGCCGUCAGCGCCGAUCAUCGCGCGGCAGCGGAGGCAGUGGCGGCAAUGGUGGUCGCAAGAACGACCCCGACGCCGUCUUCAACCACGAGUUCUAA